Volvox carteri f. nagariensis is the source of this 513-nucleotide messenger RNA. RefSeq lists its product as uncharacterized. The transcript is spliced from 5 exons. Gene Ontology annotation, biological process: folic acid-containing compound biosynthetic process. The record is from RefSeq and is a predicted model, not a curated record. Lineage: Eukaryota; Viridiplantae; Chlorophyta; Chlorophyceae; Chlamydomonadales; Volvocaceae. The annotation marks the transcript as partial. Gene Ontology annotation, molecular function: 2-amino-4-hydroxy-6-hydroxymethyldihydropteridine diphosphokinase activity.
AUGGCAGAGAUCGCUGCGUCGGCUGGGAGAGGGCCGACGCGAUGUUACUCGCCAGGCGUCGACGUCGUCAUCGCGCUGGGCACCAACAUGGGCAACCGGGGACUCAACCUACACAGAGGGCUCCGAAGGCUUCGGGAGCUAGGAGUGCAGAUACUCCGCCAUUCCGCGCUGUUCGAGACAGCCGCCGCCUACGUAACGGACCAGCCGUCCUUCCUGAACGCGGCGGUGCUGGCACGAACCAGCCUACCCCCCCUGGAGCUGCUCAGGGUGCUCAAGCAGGUGGAGGGGGAGGCGGGUCGGGACCUCGAGGGGGCCCAGCGCUUCGGACCGCGACCUCUGGACCUGGAUGUCGUAUUCUACGGCGCGGUGCCGUACCGGGACGAACGACUGGAGGUGCCUCAUCCCCGGUGGCGGGAGCGGCCGUUCGUACAGGCCCCCGUAUCAGAUUUGCUGUACCGCCGAGACGACGACGAUGUCGCCGGGAGCUCGACGCCGCCGCUUCCUGGGCCCCCG